UCCAGUUAUCACCAUCUUCGCGCAGUUCACGGAAAUAAAGAAGAGUUCCCGCACUUUUGACGGAAGGUGCCUCUCCCGACUCCACAUUUUCACGGUCUUCUUUUGUGCAUGAKCAAAAUAAUAACCUUUACGAGUCUAACGAAUGGUGAAGUUAAAGAAUCUGCAAUGCUCCACUGACAGUAUUUAUGCGGGAGACAAAUGUUUUCUUUCGGUGCCUGCAAUAUUCUCGUUAGUCAGCGGAAUUCCACUGUGCGAUUGCGCAGCAAGCAAGUUACAUCCCGGAAGACGACACCAAAAGAUCAAAAUAUGUUCAUGUAGUCAUGUUGUUUUUAUGUGCUGGAACGCCGUUAUUUCUCUUCACAAAUCAUUCAUGGCAUCUGAUUUAAAGAAGAAGCUGAGUUUGUUCUGCAAAUUAGCUUGUUGAUGAUUUCAUUCUUAAUCCUGAAAAAUGAACGAAGCAGAGUUGUCAGAACUCAAAGAAUGGUUGACCAAUGAAGUUAAACUUCAACGAUACUUUGAUAAGCUAACAAACUAUGGGUUUACAUCACUUGAAUUGAUAAAAGACUUGACAGAAGAGGAUCUAGAUGCUGUUGGAAUUGUACCUGCUUAUCAUCGAACAAGGUUGUUAAGGUUUUGUAAAAAUCUGAACGAUUCGAAAGAUGGAACACUUCAUGUCAACGAUGAGACGUCAGCCCAAACAGGAAGCAAUGAGACUUGCAAUGUAAUUAUUGAACCGUCCAUUCAGGAUGAUAACUCAAGUACUAUCGAACCCCAAGAAGAUAAUGGCGAUUUCGAUCCUCCCCCACUUCCACCUAAGAAAGGCGAUCAGAAAAAAACCUCAGCUCCAAAAGUUCCUGAUAGAGAAUCGUCUCUUCCUCGUGUACCGCAAGUAUCUCCCUUAACUGGAAUCAGUUAUAAUCCCCCUACGAUGAUUUCAGAGACACCAAAGAAACCUCCACCUAUUCCUCRAAGGGCUGAUCUUGAGUCUCAGGACCAGAAUGGUACUGAAAAGACAAAUGGAGACACACAGGUUGUAGAUACAAAUAUAACAACAACUCAAAACAAUGCAACUUCAGUCACAGGAAUUGCUAAUGAAUCAGAUCCAGACAGUGAAAUCUUGUGUAGUCCUGAGACAGUAAUAUCCCCAAAGCCUAAACCUAAACCUCGCAGGAUACCAUCUGCAAAAAUAUUGCAUGAUGAAAAUGGUGAAUCAACAUCACAAAAAGAUGAUGAGAGUCAUUUAAAGACUGAUGUACAUGUAGAUACCAGUACUCCCACUUGUCAAUCAGGUGAUGGAAAUCUACCUGAAUUACCUCAGAAAUUGUCUACAAAGCCUCCACCAAGGCCUAAGCCUAGACUUCCACCUAAUAGACCUAGUUCUGUUGCAGUACAGCCAAAAUCUUUUGAUUCAGACAGCAUUAAUCCAAAAGGAGGUUCAUUGAGUAGAUAUCCAAUGCCACAAUUUACACCUGUUAGUUCUMUAGCACCUACUGAAGAUUCAAACACAGAUACAGGGACGUAUGAAGUGAUUUCACAAGUCACCCAACCCAAUAAUGCCGACAUUGAUGACAUUUAUGACAGCGUUGAUGAUGUUAAGCAACCUCAAGAAGGAUUUGGUAAAGUAGAAAUGAGAAAACCUCAGAAGCCACCCAGUAUAUUCAAAGGAGUUCUAGGUGAAGAGGCCAAAGUAAGAGUGUCAAUGUACGGCAUGAUUGGGUACGAUUACAGUGAUGAAUCUGAAGAUGACGUUCUUGUCACAGAUCCACCAUUCAAGCCUAGAGGUGAUAGCGUYGACAGUUUGUCAGAUGGACGACCAGUUUCAAUUCUACCAACAACAAAAUCUCGUAAAACAAGUGGAUAUCUUUACAAACAGGGCGGACAACAAAAUAACAAGGGGUGGAGAAAACGAUGGUUUGUCUUUGAUGGAAAAUCUUUGAGAUACUACCGAAAUGAGGAAAACACAUCUGAAUCAUUGCAUAUCAUUCCAGUGUCACAGAUGGUGCAAAUAGAAUAUGAUACGAAAGAUAAUGGUCGUGCAAGGUUUCAUCUGGUAACCAAAAAYCGUGUGUUUAUGUUAGCUUCAGACUCGAUAACUGAUGCAAAUCUAUGGGCACAAACRCUAAUGGAGGCAAUAAUCAAGCAGCCUGAGAGUGAGGACAAUGAGCCUGGUAGCAACAUGAGUGAACCAGAUAAAGAGGGGUGGCUUAAGAAACAAGGACACAAUGUUAUGGGAGACUGGAAAAAAAGAUAUGUUGCUAUCAAAGGACAAUACAUCUGUUAUUAUGACACAUAUGAUGAUUUUCGACAUGAAACUCCAAUCCACUGUAUCAUGGCACAACUAGCAUCAGUYAAAUCAGAAAGUCACAGGAGUCGGUUCCAUAUAAGGACACCUAACAAAGACUUUAGUUUCCAAGCAGAAAAUGARUUUGAGGCAGGAUCUUGGRUUUCUGCUAUUGAAGAUGCAAUACAGUUUGCAUUGAGUGACCGCUCUGUUAUAGAUAAAGUUAACGCUAAUCCAGCAAAUGAAAAAUGUGCAGACUGUGGCAAAAAAGAUCCAGUAUGGGCCGCUGUCAACUAUUGUAUUUGUCUUUGUAAAAAAUGUUGUGGUAUCCACAGGAGUCUUGGUGUUAGAUUUUCAAAGCCACGUUCUUUGUUGAUGGAUCAAAAAAUAUGGAAUGAUCAACUGAUAGAGUUAAUGUUAAAAAUAGGAAAUAAGAAUGCCAAUUUACUGCUUGAACACAAGCUGCCAGAAGAUGACCGAAUAACACCUGARUCAAAUGUUGAAAAGCGAAUGGAAUUCAUACAAGCAAAGUACAAGGACAAGAGAUACAGCAAAAUAUCUCAAGAUUAUGGAGAUCCAGUAGCUUUGGGAAAGAGCCUGCAAGAARCAGUAGUGACAGACGAUAUAAUGAAGACAAUGGAAUUACUUAUUAACAAUGCUGCAGUAAAAUUUGUUGAUCCUGAAAGUGAAGACCAAAGAAUACCUUUAGAGCGUGCAAAGGAUGCUGGACAAGACCUUCAAGUUGAACUUCUACGUCAAAACUUUGGAGAUGCAGCAGAUGAUGAACCUCAACAUGUAGAGRAGCCAAGCCAAGCCCCAUCACUACCAGCCAUUGAAAUUAGUCCCUCUCCUGCUGAAAUUCUGGAGAAGUCUGGAUUCCUUAUAAUGAAGAAGCGUUUAUGGUUUACACUGAAGGAUAGAAGUCUCAAAUUCUAUCGUGCGUCAGGGGAUAAAGAACCUUCAGGUGUAAUUGACUUGAGAACUGUGACAUCGCUUGAGAUGAGUGACAAUGAUGGCAAAGCUUUAGAUAUUAUUGCAGCAGAAAAGACAUAUACACUGAGAGGUGACACUGAUGAGGAACUGGACUCAUGGUACUUGUCCAUCAAAAACAAACAGGUUUUUAAUGUUCACCUUCGUUUUCAAGAGCUGGGCUCUGAUGGCAUUCCUCACUUGGUUGCAAAUUGUCUCCAGUUUGUUGAAACUUAUGGGCUUCAGCAAGAAGGAAUCUAUAGAGUUAAUGGAAAUCAAGCUAAGAUAAAAGCUUUAAGACAAUUAUUCAACCAAGAUGCCAGUCGAGUAAUCCUCACACUAGAGGACUACAGUGUUCAUGAUGUCACAGGAACACUAAAGAAAUAUUUACGUGAUCUUCCUGAACCAGUGUUUCCUGAUAAUCUGUACAAAACAUUUAUUUUUUUAACUGGAGGAAUGGACGACCAAUCCAUCAACCAAGAGUUUACUUUGAUAGGAGAGAUGAUUCAUUAUUAUCAGUGGCUGUUUGAUGUUAAUGAUGAAGAGAUCGAAAAAGAUAAGCGUAUGGAGGAUGCAAUGAAGAAAAUUACACAGUUACGCGAGGGCAGUGCAGGUCCAUCCACUCAAGAAUUCACUCUAGACAUAAAAGUUGAAGAGAAGGAUGAUGCAAAGUCUUGUCUUCUCAAGGUUUCUGACGCGAUGACUGCGGGAGAGCUGUGUAUGAAUAUAGUGUCACAAAAACGUUUGCAGCCAGAGAAUAACUGGGCUUUGUUUGAAGUGAUUGAGAAGCUUAAUAUUGAGCGUGCUCUUCAAUUUMGAGAGAAAGUUCUCCCUGUUGUAAUGUCAUGGGAUGUUUUUGGUGAACAUGGUAAAGAUAAUUACUUGAUCGUGAAAGAAAAUCAUAUUCUGGAGAGCAUACAACCUUUUGUUGGCAAUUCUCUAGCACUCGAGGGUCAACUUCAUCUCCGCGAACCCAAGAAAAAAGACUGGAAACUAUCCACAGUUGUUCUUCAAAAUGGCAAACUGGUUAUGGACAAGACUAAGUCAUUUUUCAAGUCCAUCAARUCGGAUAAAUCAGACGCUGACCAGUGGUCGCUCCACAGUCUGCUUGUGUAUGUUGGUGUGCCAACAGAGAAACCACAAAAAAACAUUGAUACCAAUGCUGGUUUUACUGUUGUUGUGAAAAAUGAUCCUGAGCUUGGUACCAUGACAAAGUAUUUGUGUGCUCGGGACAGAACGGAAAUGUUUAAAUGGGUGGCAGCUAUAUUGAAUAUGAAGCAUCCAGAAGGCUUGUGGAAUGACCCAACUACUCAAAGGGUGAGAGAUAGACAGAUGUACCUCGGCCGACAGUCUAACUAUCUUCGACGCCAAGGCUCAUCCAAACAUAUCGUAGAAGAGAUAAAACAUCGUCAAAAAUCACUUCGACGUUCAACCGCCAGACCUACUUCUUGAACUAUSUCUACAAUCAAACUUAUAAUUGUUUAACGAUCUAUAACUUCAAGACUCAAGAGAUUAAAAUUCAUCCAAAAUCUCUACUACAGUCMAUUCCGACAGAUCUAUCCUAGAAAUAUGGCUACGAAAAAAAUAUACAGUUGUAUGUAUACUUUCAUAGACUAAAGUCGUACAGUAUGAUAGUGAAAUAACUGUAUAUAAGUCAAACAAUCUAGAUCAAGUUCUUUAAUAUAAUGAGUAUAUAAAAGUUCCUGCGAGCUCUUUUUUCAGCCGAUUGAAAGAACGCCCUUGUAGAUCAUGGGUGACCAUAAGCUCCAUCAAGCGUCAAAAGCCGCAACACUCGAGAGCUCUUGGUUUUGUCCCUAGCUGGAGCUACUUUCAGGGGUGUAUCAGUUAAUUCAUCUUUCAGCCCAAACAUUGCUCCUCCAUCUGUGCAACUUAAAUAGCUGUAGUAUAAGUUUUAAUAUCGUGGGGUGUAAAACCAGGGAUCACUUGAGCUAAGAGUAUCCUAUCUAUAAGUUUGACCGUCAAAAUAAACACUCCAGAGAUUGAGAAUGGGCAGGUCGUAAAAGCGGAGAAAAAAUCAACGGUUAAUUUAGAUUUCCGGCACUUUUCUGAUUUGUUCAAGCAACUUCCCAUUAAAUGUUUUUCUCUUCCAUUGUAUCAUUGCUCUUUCUCGACUUUGGAGGGACUUAAAACAUGGCACUUCAGAUGUUCACUUUUUCUAGGUAAUGACGUGAUGUUUCAUACAAUUCUUAAAUAAUAGAAAUUAGAAUUAAAAGACAAAUUUAUAACAAUUAAAGGUUAUGGAUCAUUUUUUCAGACCUUAAAAUAUUGAAUUCAUUGUGAAUAGCUUGGUAUUAUUUUCGAUGUAAACUCAGGGUUAAUCUGAGGUUAUGGUCCUUCAUAGACAUGAUGUCCUUUUAUCACUUUCUCUACUCAAAGCGYUGCAAAAGCGCAUAUCUGGUURGGAAGGGCCUUUUCCCUCCCCUACGGCCAAAUUUAUAAAAAUUAGAACUGCAUCCAAUCAAUAAAGAAAGAUUUUAUGCAGUUGUCUUAGAWGAUAACAAAUAAACACCUAAAAUGUCAAUGGUUUUGUAGAUAUUCAAAGCGAAACUGACCGUAGAAAUUCUUAGUUUUAUCACCUGUGUAAAGUCUAUUUUUUAGAUAUUGAAUAGAAUUAUUUUUCAUAAUGUUUUGUAUGUUUAGUUUUAUUAAACAGAUUAACAUUUUAUUUUA
Messenger RNA from Exaiptasia diaphana, 5941 nucleotides. Its product is annotated as arf-GAP with Rho-GAP domain, ANK repeat and PH domain-containing protein 1. Bases 449 to 4702 code for a protein of 1417 amino acids. Gene Ontology annotation, biological process: methylation; signal transduction. The transcript is spliced from 43 exons. The record is from RefSeq and is a predicted model, not a curated record. Gene Ontology annotation, molecular function: GTPase activator activity; protein binding; nucleic acid binding. Lineage: Eukaryota; Metazoa; Cnidaria; Anthozoa; Actiniaria; Aiptasiidae.